AGGUUGAGGCAGACACAGACUUCUCCAAAUUAUUUCAGGUGUAUCUACUCCGCGUGAAGCUAUAAGUGGCGGAAAGCUACCUCCCGUUCGUGGACUCUCGUUGACACUUUUCAGCCCCAAUUCAAAUGCUCAUCCUACGUUAACAACAUUGUUCGCCCACUGGAUGCAAUUCAUUGCGUCUGAUAUGGUCAAUGUGGUGGAAACGCAAGCAAUAAUCGAUGGAAAAAUUCGAUCAUUUCCAUGUUGUCGUCCGGGUUUUGCGCAUCCUGAAUGUGAUGCCAUAGAUGUGCCAAAAGCCGACCCUGCCUAUAGGAACCGAAUAACAUGCCUUCCUCAUACCCGUACCAUGGUUGCUCCAAAAUCGGGAUGUGCUCUCGGUCCAAGGGAGCAAGCUAACUUGGUCUCAUCCUAUCUUGACGGCAGUAUGAUCUACGGAUCUAAUGCAGAACGUGCUAAGCAGUUGAGAAGUUUUAAUCAAGGUAUCAACUCGAGGUAG
Strongylus vulgaris is the source of this 496-nucleotide messenger RNA. NCBI's taxonomy places the organism in Eukaryota, Metazoa, Nematoda, Chromadorea, Rhabditida, Strongylidae. The record is from the annotation of a GenBank genome assembly.